AUGAAGUUUUCUACUGCAUUGUUCUUCUGCCUAUUGGGCCUUUUAUCCAUUUCCCACGCCGCGCCGGCCCCACAAGGGGGUUCAGGCAGCUUCACCUCCCGGAGUACCAAAAGACUACCAACCCUCGCCGAUGCCUUAUCCGGGAACUUCAGCUACGAGCCAGCCUCUUUGCGGUGGAUUUAUGCCGAGGGUUCCGAGGACGGGACAUACGUGGCGCAGGACAGCUCGACUUUGAGCCUAAUGCGAUGGGACAUCCGUACCAAUACCAGCAGCAUAUUCGUCGACAUCGGCGAGUUGAAGUUACCUGAUUACUUCAACUACUCCAUCCAGCCGUCUGCGAAGCACGUCCUGUUUCGUACAAAUUUCACAACACAAUACGAUCACUCGUAUUCCGCCGAUUACUAUGUAUGGAACGUGGAGGCGAAGACCUUGGUUCCCCUCGUCGAGGGACAGAAUAGUGAUGUGCAAUAUGCCGAGUGGGGUCCCCAUGGCAAUGUGAUUGUCUAUGUCCGGGGGCAUGAUCUGUUUAUUUGGAAGGACGGGGUGAGCACUAGGGUUACCAACGAUGGGCGGGAGAGUAUAUUAACGGUUUUCCCUUUUUUUUUCUACUUUGGUGGGGAGUCAGAAAUGUUCUCGAACUGGUAUACGUUGUGUUUCUCGCCGGAUGGGGAGUAUCUCGCGUACUUGAGGUUUAAUCAGACGGGAGUACCAACAUAUAAUCUGCCCUACUAUAUGGGCGGGGAAGAGGUUGCCCCAACUUACCCUGAAGAGCACCGUAUUAAGUAUACUAAGGCAGGGGAGAAACUCCCCGUCGUUACCUUUCAUCUGCUCGAGGUCAAAAAUCCGUCUGUCUCGAGGAAGAUUGACCUUAAGACUUAUACUCCGGAUAAUAUGGUCAUCACCGAGGUUGCCUGGGUCGCGGAGAAGCAUGAGCGUGUCAUAGUCCGCACACAGAGCAGGACACAGGAUACUGAGAAGAUGGUUUUAGUUGAUGUUGAGAGCGGGAAUACGAAGGUUGUGAGGGAGAGGAACGCCACAGAUGGGUGGUUGGAUGAAUUUCGUGCUAUCAUCUGUGAGUUACCAUUCCGGGACGUCCCCGGACUUUCUACUCCUUCGUAUCUGGAUAUCUCGGAUCAUUCCGGCUGGACGCAUAUUUACCUCUACCCAGUGGCUGGUGGUGAACCAAUUGCGUUGACCUCUGGGAAUUGGGAAGUCACGACGAUCUACUCAGUUGACACUAAGCGCCGUCUAGUCUAUUACCAAUCCACCGAGCGUGAUUCUACAGAACGCCAUAUAUUUUCUGUGAGUCUCGAAGGCAAGACCAAAAAGUCUCUUGUAGACAUCACCAAGGAAGGGUAUUACGAUGCUAGCUUCUCCCCCGGAGGGGGGUACUACAUCCUCAGCUACCUUGGGCCAAACCUUCCAUGGCAAGAACUUCGCAGCAUAAGCCCCGAUACACCGAUCCGGGUGAUAAAUGAUAACGCCCCCCUUAAGAAAAAACUUUCCGAAUAUGCUCUUCCCAAAACUUCCUGGUCGACACUCAAGCACCCAGAUGGAUAUGAGCUUAACCUCUUUGAAAGCCUUCCACCAAAGUUCCGUAAGGGGGUGAAAUACCCGGUCCUAUUCUAUAUAUAUGGCGGUCCGGGCUCGCAAGAAACAGGGAAGACCUUCCGCCAGACGGUCGACAUUUACUCAUACUUGGGGUCGGAUCCUGAGUUGGAGUAUAUAGUGAUAACCGUGGACAAUCGUGGGACAGGGUUUAAAGGACGGAAGUUCCGUUCCCUGGUUACCGGUCAGCUAGGAAAAUUGGAGGCUCAAGACCAAGUUUGGGCCGCUAGGGAGUAUGCAAAGCGAGACUAUGUCGACGCGAAGAAGAUUGCAAUUUGGGGGGCGAGCUACGGCGGGUACCUUACCGGUAAAGUUCUCGAAUUAGAUUCCGGAGCAUUCUCUUUAGGCAUUAUGGCAGCCCCAGUGACCGAUUGGCGCUUCUACAAUUUCAUGUACUCUGAACGCUACAUGAAACUCCCAACUACAAACAGCGCGGGGUACAACGCCUCGGCGAUAACCAAAACUGCAGGAUUCGAGAACGUUGCUGGCGGCUUCAUCAUCCAGCACGGGACCGGCGACGACAAUGUCCAUUUCCAGAACUCGGCUGCUUUUGUCGAUGCGCUGGUUAAUGAGGGCGUGAGUCCUGAGAAGAUGCGGGUGCAGUGGUUCACUGACUCGGAUCAUUACCUUUAUUUCCAUGGAGCUACAGAAUUUCGACAUAAGCAGUUGGCUAUGGCGCUCUACGAUGAGAAGAGGAGGAUACCCGAGGGGGCGCAUCAAUGGAGUCGCAGGGGGAACUGA
This is a messenger RNA of Tuber melanosporum (Perigord truffle), 2349 nucleotides long. RefSeq lists its product as uncharacterized. Gene Ontology annotation, biological process: proteolysis. NCBI's taxonomy places the organism in Eukaryota, Fungi, Ascomycota, Pezizomycetes, Pezizales, Tuberaceae. Gene Ontology annotation, molecular function: dipeptidyl-peptidase activity; serine-type endopeptidase activity. Bases 1 to 2349 code for a protein of 782 amino acids. The transcript has 5 exons. The record is from RefSeq and is a predicted model, not a curated record.